AUGGGCUGGGUCAGCCUACUCCUCCUGCUGCCCCUGCUUCUGAGGGCCGGGGACAGAUCCCUUUGCACGAUCUCUUUUCCUUUUAUCCAAGUCUGUGGAAAAACUCUGACUCAAGGACGAAUCCUCGGGGGCCAGGAAACUACCCUAAUACAGUGGCCAUGGCAGGCAAGCCUGAAGUAUAAGACCCACCACUGGUGCAGGGUCACCCUCAUCCACUCCAGCUGGGUGAUGACAGCUGCUCAUUGCUUCCAACAAAACGCUCACGAUCCCGGGGCUUGGAAAGUUCAACUGGGCUCCCGUACAAUUAAGCCACACAAAUUAAGCUUUAGCUAUUUGCAUUCCCGACGGGUGACCGAAAUCAUCUUGCAUCCCUUCUACUUUGGGGGGCCUCCCAAAGACAUCGCUCUGGCCAAGCUGCAGUCACCAAUCCGCUUCAAGAGGAGCAUCCUUCCUAUUUGUCUUCCAACGUCCACGACACAGUUUGAAAAUGUGACCAUGUGCUGGGUGACAGGUUGGGGAAGAAUAAAAGAACAUGAAUACCCGAGAAAACCCUGGAACCUACAAGCGGUGGAAUUGCCUCUCAUCGAUCAAAAGACCUGUGACCUGUACUAUCACAUAGGAACAAAACUUCCUCCUUUUAUAUCCAGAAUAUAUGAUGAUAUGAUAUGUGCUGGCUUUAAAGAGGGCAAGAAGGAUGCCUGUCAUGGUGACUCUGGAGGCCCCUUGGCAUGUGAGGUCAAAGGUAUCUGGCAUCAAGCAGGUAUUGUGAGCUGGGGAGAUGGCUGUGGUAGACCCUACAGGCCUAGUGUCUUCACCAACGUCAGUGUGCACACCGACUGGAUCUUAAGGACAAUUAAAUCAAACACCUUCAGCUUAAUGCCCUCUAAGCUUCUCUUCCUCCUCACUCUACAACUGUCCUAG
Molecule: messenger RNA, 921 nt
Organism: Vombatus ursinus (common wombat)
Lineage: Eukaryota; Metazoa; Chordata; Mammalia; Diprotodontia; Vombatidae
Product: testisin-like
Exons: 5
Coding region: 1-921 (306 amino acids)
Biological process (GO): proteolysis
Molecular function (GO): serine-type endopeptidase activity
Source: RefSeq, a predicted model, not a curated record